CCUCUUCAGUUGUUUUCAAUUCACCUUUGUCAUAUUAUGGAUAGUACUAUUCAUAACAGGUAGUCAUCAUGGAGACAGAUACUCGAGAAACCAUGCCACUGGUUUCAAAGGGAACAUUUUUAGUUGACCGAGUUUAUAGUCGGAAAGAUCGUCAAUGGCAUUUUGCCAAGACAACACAUCCUCCAAAGAAGGAUCGUUUCAAAGGAUAUUCACUCGUCGUGCAAAGAGAUAUCGAUUUCCGCAGGGAAAUCCCAGAAGAGACUUCUGUAAAAAUCAAGUCUCAAAACCUGGUAGAUCUCUUCCAAAGUGUGCUCAGAGAUACAAGAUGCGAAGGUGUGCAUCAGGUACCACCCACCUUCAAACCAGAAGUUUUAUUCCAUGUUGCCCCUUUGUUGACCAGCGCAUACCUGGCUCAAGGAGGGGCAGAUAAAUCGCAAGGAUCGCAAACUCUGGAUGAUAUAAAGGAAGUGGACAAGUUUGUGGACCAAUUUUAUGGUGCAGAUAGAUCUGAGAUCCAAUCAUUACACCAAGAAGGAAAGAUAACCUUCAAGCAUCUGUGGAGUUUAUUCCCACCGGGUUGUGUGAUCAUCGAGCAAUGCGAGCAUCUGGAUGUACCACAGGCGUAUAAGUUUAGCACUGGAACGACUAUAGACAUCAAAGAGCAUCAGGAAACAUUCUACCAGAUUGAGGCUACCAUGAUCAAUCACGACGGGAGAAAUCUUGGCUGGGGUGAAAAUACGCUCCGGAUUCCGUUUUUCAGUGGAACAAAGGCAAUCACCAAUCUCUCAGCUUUCCCCUUGCGUUUCCAUCCCGAUGCAUCCAAUCUACUUGGUAUUUUGAAAGAUAGAGGUAAAAGUUACAUAUGCCUACAGGAGCCUUCAUGCAAAGAAUAUGAGGGCAUGGGUGUCGAAUGCCGUUUUGAAAGUAUGAGAUGGCUCCUGAAGAAAUUCUACUCUAGCGGGAAGGUCAUGAUCGACACAGUCGCUUUCAGAAUGAAUCUUCCGAAUGAUGACCUCCUUCUACCCACUGUCUUCGAGCAUAUUCUACCAGAGAACAUAUCUGACGAAAAUCUCAUCUUCUGCAAUCACCGUGUUCUAGGCUAUAGUUUUGACCAAAAGAAGUGGGGAGGUUUUGCCAUCACUCGACUGGAGGAUGUCACCUGGGAUACAAAUGCCAUCGACAAGCUAGUCGUGAGUGAGAAGAGGCGAAAUCUUAUCUCGGCUCUGAUUAAGGGCUAUGGGUCCUGUAAAUCCGGGUUCGAUGAUAUCAUUCAAGGGAAAGGAAAAGGUCUUGUCGGACUCCUUAGUGGUGCUCCAGGAACCGGCAAGACAUUGACAGCGGAAGUUGUAGCUGAAUUGGCUGAAAGGGCACUCUAUAUCAUCAAUGCGGGUGAGUUAGGUGUUGACGCCAAAGAACUUGACAUGAAGCUUAGUAGGAUCAUGUCAAUGGUUCGCCGGUGGGGCUGUGUGCUGUUGAUUGACGAAGCCGAAAUAUUUCUCCGGAAACGAGUAGAUGGUCAACUUCAAGAGAACGUACUAGUAGGGGCAUUUUUGAGAAGAUUAGAAUACUUCCAAGGUAUAGUUAUCUUGACUACGAACCGCCACCAAGACAUUGAUGAAGCUUUCAAGAGUCGCAUUCAUUUCAAGUUCAAUUACCUUCCCUUGAAUGAGCAAAGUCGGUUAGCAAUUUGGAAGAACUUCCUACCGGACUUCGAACAGGACACCCUAAAAGGACUCGCUCGUUUUGAAAUCAAUGGUCGAGAGAUCAAAAACACGAUUUCUUGCGCAACGAUUAUUUGUCAGGCUACGGGGACACCUCUGACAGUAGAAGCUCUUGAAGAUGCCCUGGAAAACUUCACUUGCGCGUGGGAUGAAAUCGAAGCUCAGGUUUGAUUUAUGGGUGCUACUUCUCUCGAAAGCUUCCUAUAGUUCAACUUCAUGGCUUUAGGCUAGGGUGGGAUGAUGUGGUAAUAGGACUUUCGUUACUCUACAUUCCUGCCGAAUGUCAAUUAACCAACCACAACUUCGUCGUUAUUUAGGUGACUAGAAUACAUAUCAUGAUGAGUCACAUGAAAAUUUCUAGGUCAAAUACCAGGUAUCAACGAAAUCUUCCUUAUGGACAGGCUAUUUGUAAGUGCUAGAUAGCGGGCGAUUUGGUGCUAAAAUCCAACCUUACUUCCCUACCUAGGUACAUUGUCCAUAGUGCACAAGCACUGUAUUCCAUCGCCAAGCCCCCUGUUUCUACAGGGGCGUUAGCGCUAUCCAUAUUUAAAAUCCACUAGUACCUAAUAACAGUCGCGCUC
Annulohypoxylon maeteangense is the source of this 2302-nucleotide messenger RNA. RefSeq names its product P-loop containing nucleoside triphosphate hydrolase protein. Gene Ontology annotation, molecular function: ATP binding; ATP hydrolysis activity. The record is from RefSeq and is a predicted model, not a curated record. The transcript is spliced from 6 exons. The coding region runs from base 69 to 1892 and encodes 607 amino acids. Lineage: Eukaryota; Fungi; Ascomycota; Sordariomycetes; Xylariales; Hypoxylaceae.